GUCCAGACCGGGUUUACCAUAGGUUUGUGCACUGUUUCUCCCCCACGGUGAAAAAUAUACUCUAACAGGAGGCAGCGACAGUUGUUGUGAUGUUCGUCAACAACGCCCUUAGCUUCUCCUCACACGCUAGGUUUUACACCUCCCUACCUGCUAUGUCUCUCGUCGCACUGGCUGAAGUUUUGAUUACGGUGUCACUUUGCGUACUUUUGUAUGAACGUGGCUCACGCUCGGCAGUCCCCAGAACGAAGAAUAUGUUGAACACACUUAUCAUUUAUGCUGUUAACCGUUGUUUUCUGAGUUUACUAAUUGUCAUUGGGAAGGUCACAGUGGACGCUGAUGACAUAUUUGUAUGGAUGAUGGCAUUGACCUUCAUCACUCCAAAACUAUACGCCAACUCACUUCUAGCAUCACUGAAUGCACGGGAACACCUUCGAUCCCAGAGUUGGGGCAAGUCAGAUCUAUACAUGAAUGCUGUCCACGUCUCGAAACUCCCAAAACUUUCGGGAGACAGGAAGAGUUCAAAGGAGAGAGGAGAGAAUUCCAACAUACGUAAAAGGGCUGAUAUCGAUAUCGCUGCGGUUUCGGCCCAUGAUGCGACCACAGCGCUGCGAAGAGAAGGAAAGGUGUGAUCCUAGUGGUUGCACCCUGGAUUCGCCAUCAUAUUCCAAGUAUGAGUGGAUAUGUCACCUACGUACACAGCAUUCCUCUUUCUUCAUGGGGCUGCAAUAAUGUCAUAACUUAUAGUGAGUCUCAUGUCCUUAGGAGUUUGUGGUUUAGUUUUCGGAGCUUUGGUGGCGGUUGUUCGCUUGAAUUCCCUAUGCAGUAGCGCAUCUACCUAUCGUCGUGGUCGUUGUAUUAUAGUGCUCAGAAGAUAACUUUACUAUAGCCUCAUG
Molecule: messenger RNA, 893 nt
Organism: Pisolithus orientalis
Lineage: Eukaryota; Fungi; Basidiomycota; Agaricomycetes; Boletales; Pisolithaceae
Exons: 8
Coding region: 90-629 (179 amino acids)
Source: RefSeq, a predicted model, not a curated record